ACACCACCCAGCAUCAUCCCGCGUUGCAAUCCUGCCACUUGAUUCAGACGAGCACACUUCGGUUUCUGCGAGGCUGGGAUUCUUGUGAGCGAGCGAGCGAGCGAGCAAGCAAUGGAGUAUUCCCGCUCCAGGAAGCCUCUCCUCGAGCUCAUCGUGGUCUCCUGCCUUCUCCUUCCUUUGGUCUCCUCGGUGCCCAUGUCAAGAAGUCAGCACUUGAGGAACCAGCAGCACCCGCCGUCUCUGAAGCUCACAUCUCAGGAGGCGAUGAUGGCGGCGGCGCGUAACCUCGGCGGCAGGGCGGCACCGAGGAUGGAGGUGGAGGUGCACGACUACCCCGGGUCCGGCCCCAACAACCGCCAUGACCCGCCAAAGGGUCCAGGGAGAGCAUGAACGAAGCUGGAAUUUGUAGUAGUUCACCUUUACUAUACUAGUGGUCCUGUAUUGUAUUCUAGAUAAGGAAGAAGAAGAAAAAAAAAACUAGUGCUCAUGUACUGUAUGUCUAAUUACAGAAGUGGAGUGUGUGUCAAAAAUCAGAGUAGAACAGCUAGCGAGCUAAAGCUGCUGACCGAAAAAGAAGAAGAAACGUUGAAGGAAUUAUCAAUGGAGCUUCUUCCCCGUCU
Molecule: messenger RNA, 620 nt
Organism: Phragmites australis (common reed)
Lineage: Eukaryota; Viridiplantae; Streptophyta; Magnoliopsida; Poales; Poaceae
Exons: 3
Coding region: 112-390 (92 amino acids)
Source: RefSeq, a predicted model, not a curated record